AUGAAUAUAAGUCAGAUACAUGUUGGUACAUCAGUUCCUGAUAAUUCUGUUGAUUAUGACUCCGACGAAGACAGCGGGAAAUGUGAUGUUAUAAAUAAAUUUGGGGAAAUUAAGUCUUUCAAAAAUCCUCUUUGUCGUUGCGGCGGAAGCGGCACAGUUUACCCAUUUAUUUGUAAAGUGCAGGUGAAAGACGCUCCCUAUGACGAAAAUUGCGAUGUGCAUGAUCUAAGUUAUCAAUAUAAUGCUAAUGUAGGCAGUUGCUACAAAAUCCCAAGAGUAGCACUCACGUGGAACGCAGCUUACGAUGAAUGCCAAGCGGUGGGAGCUCACUUGGUAGUGAUAAAUUCUGAGGUUGAACAGCAAGCGGUGAAGAAGAUUAUGGAUAGGUCACUAAGGUUACAUGACUCUCAUCACGCUGCGUAUUAUAGUGCUGGGUUCCGCGCUAAACCUGGCACGAGAGAGUUCGUAACGAUUUUCAAUCAAACUCUAGAAGAAGCUGGGUACGCGGUGUGGUGUGAAGGUGAGCCUAAUAAUUAUAACAACAAUGAGUAUUGUGGCUCCCUCUUGCAGUACGAUGGCAAGUUGAACGACUUCAGUUGCACUGACCGGUAUGCCUUCAUAUGUGAGAAGGAGAAAGCUACCUAAAUGGAUUGAUUACUUAGCUAUCGGUGCCAUUGAUCCGUUGCGCUACGUCGACGGAGACUCUUCGCUCUGUUAACGUAUCAACGAACAACACUUACAGCAUGACGGAACAAUGACGCCGAGCCGUCUACUACUGCCGCGUAGCGACCCAAAUUGAGUCUUGGCCUCCAAGAUGACGCCAUUUCAUGUGGUUUUCUACCAACAUUCGUGGAAAGAAGGGACACUCGAUUAGAUUAAAUGUUAUUAAGUAUAAUUUUGUUAUUUAUUUAUUUAUUAAAAGUCACUGCACUAACAGUACCUACUAACAUUAUUUUAUUUCGACCUCCCUGAUUGCUUUUUUAUAUCAAUUAGCUACUAAAAUACAGCUCUAAAGUUUUACGUUAGAUUUACAUUCAGCGAAUGAGACGUAUAUACUCGAAGUUCUCGAAGUAAAGAUCA
Plodia interpunctella (Indianmeal moth) is the source of this 1080-nucleotide messenger RNA. RefSeq names its product hemolymph lipopolysaccharide-binding protein-like. Gene Ontology annotation, molecular function: signaling receptor activity. Bases 1 to 645 code for a protein of 214 amino acids. The transcript is spliced from 4 exons. Lineage: Eukaryota; Metazoa; Arthropoda; Insecta; Lepidoptera; Pyralidae. The record is from RefSeq and is a predicted model, not a curated record.